UUCUGUCGAUGGCAUGGUGCUAAGCAGCCACGGCAGGAACAACGAAAUUCAUCGACAAUCCUCGUUUGACUUCGGAUAUCUCAUGGGAAACAAUUGACUCGGUUCAGUUUUCGAAGUGAUUGUCAGCUAUUCCGUAGUCUAUAAAGACGGCCCGUUCGGCUUUGCCCAUUCUUCUCUCCCCCAAGGUUAGCGGGCUCACCGGCUAACGAUAGCCGAUUAAGCGCUAUCGCUAAACUAGUUGAGCUGAAAAACAAAACUGUUACUCAGGAACCCGCUAUCACUCACUACUACGCCCUCGCAUCGUAGCUAUUUGUAAGAAAAGAAAAAAAAAACUAACAUUUGGAGUUGAGGGAAAUCAUGGCGGAGGCCGACAAACUGAACAUCGACUCCAUCAUUCAGCGUCUGUUGGAAGUGAAAGGCUCCAGACCUGGCAAAAAUGUCCAGUUGACAGAGAAUGAAAUCCGGGGCCUUUGCCUCAAAUCCAGGGAGCUCUUCCUCAGCCAGCCAAUCCUGCUCGAACUCGAGGCGCCUCUCAAGAUUUGCGGGGAUGUUCACGGGCAGUACUAUGACCUACUGAGGCUGUUCGAAUACGGCGGCUUCCCACCGGAGAGCAACUACCUGUUCCUGGGAGACUACGUGGACCGAGGCAAGCAGUCGCUGGAGACCAUCUGCCUGUUGCUGGCGUACAAGAUCAAAUACCCAGAAAACUUUUUUCUGCUGAGGGGAAACCACGAGUGUGCCUCCAUUAACAGGAUAUAUGGUUUCUAUGAUGAGUGUAAGAGGCGGUACAACAUAAAGCUGUGGAAGACCUUCACCGACUGCUUCAACUGUUUGCCCGUCGCCGCCAUUGUUGACGAGAAGAUCUUCUGUUGCCAUGGAGGCCUGUCUCCGGAUCUGCAGUCUAUGGAGCAGGUGCGAAGGGUCAUGCGCCCCACCGACGUGCCCGACCAGGGCCUCUUGUGCGACCUGCUGUGGGCCGACCCCGACAAGGACGUGCUGGGCUGGGGGGAGAACGACCGCGGCGUCUCCUUCACGUUCGGCGCCGACGUGGUCACCAAGUUCCUCCACAAGCACGACAUGGACCUCAUCUGCCGGGCCCAUCAGGUGGUCGAGGACGGCUACGAGUUCUUUGCCAAGAGGCAGCUGGUCACGCUGUUUUCCGCCCCAAACUACUGCGGGGAGUUCGACAACGCGGGCGCCAUGAUGAGCGUCGACGAGACCCUCAUGUGCUCGUUCCAGAUUCUCAAGCCCGCAGACAAGAAGCUGUUCUACGGCGGAGGCGGCGGCAUGGGCUCGGGACGCCCCGUCACCCCGCCGAGGAAAGCUAAGAAAUGACAGCAGUAGUGGGCCCCGCGACCUUUGCCCCCCAUCCUCCCUGCCCUUUCUACCUCUCCUUUCUUUCAGCAAACAGCCGGAAAGCAAACCUUUACCCAGGGCUUUUUUCUCCCCCUUUUUUUAAAUCUGUACUUCUGAAAACAUUUCCUGUUACAUAUUGUCUGAGCGAGUGCGCGAACGAGUGAAUGUACGCCCCUGUGUGCCAGUGCGCAUUAAAAUGGCGGGCGGGUUGUACGCUUGGUGAGAGAGUAUUAGCGAUUUCCACUUUUCUCUCGCGCGCUCUCUCGCUCUCUCUCUCUCUCUCUCUCUCCCUCUCUCCCUCUCCCUCCUGCCACUCUACCUGUGGAAAGGUUGACACCACAGAGCGCGCCUCUACAGCGAUUUGACUGAAAAAGCAGUUCGGCCGGCCGCGUGUCCGACGCAAGGAAAUUUUGCCAGCAGGUGGCGUGUGUGUCCUCCCGGAGGGAGGGCAUAUUUUGUUUUCCCUGUCCCACCGUUAUUGUAAAAUCUCCGUGUGUGUGCGCGCGGGGGCGUGCGUGCAUGUCACACACACGCACACACAUGCACAACUCCUCAGAUUCAUAUGAGCCAGAGCUGUAAAAAAAAAAAAAAAAAAAAAAAACAACCCC
This is a messenger RNA of Phycodurus eques (leafy seadragon), 1964 nucleotides long. RefSeq names its product serine/threonine-protein phosphatase alpha-2 isoform-like. The record is from RefSeq and is a predicted model, not a curated record. NCBI's taxonomy places the organism in Eukaryota, Metazoa, Chordata, Actinopteri, Syngnathiformes, Syngnathidae. The transcript is spliced from 7 exons. Bases 358 to 1335 code for a protein of 325 amino acids. Gene Ontology annotation, molecular function: protein serine/threonine phosphatase activity. Gene Ontology annotation, cellular component: cytoplasm; nucleus.